Messenger RNA from Drosophila eugracilis, 837 nucleotides. RefSeq lists its product as uncharacterized. NCBI's taxonomy places the organism in Eukaryota, Metazoa, Arthropoda, Insecta, Diptera, Drosophilidae. The transcript has 4 exons. The record is from RefSeq and is a predicted model, not a curated record. Gene Ontology annotation, cellular component: membrane. The coding region runs from base 6 to 650 and encodes 214 amino acids.
UCAAAAUGUUUGGAAAUCUAUUCAAGAAGGGCGUUGUGGUUCUUCUAGGGCUGGUUCUAGCCAUACUACUGAGAGUAAUAACAACUUACUCCUUGAUGUUUGGGGGCUAUCAGUUCACUGCUGAUGUAGUCAGUUACUAUAUAGCUAUCACAAGUGCCGUUUCCGUUAUGGUUUUCCUGUUUGCGGUGAGCAUUUUCCUAGCUUACCUGACUAAUGAUUGGAUUAUCUUAGGGUCUCUGGGCAAGAGGUAUGAGGCCUUGAUGGAUGGCAUAGCGAAAAAGUGGCUUGACUUCAUCAACGACAACGAGACUCAUUGGACAGCCCUGGAAAAGAAGAUGAGAUGCUGUGGGCUGGAAGGACCGCGGUCCUAUAUGGACUACAUGCUGAGGGUUCCCGGCCACUGCUAUAGUCCAGGACUCAUCACCCUGGGCUGCAGUCAUAAAGUCGAAAACAUAUUCAACCCACUGCUAAACCUGGGUGGCCUCGUACUCAAACUGAUGGUUUUCCUAGAACUGGGCAUUUUCCUCUACUAUGCUUUGAGGAUUUUCAGAAAAUUCUUCGGCGUAAUUGGAAAGAAGAGGGAACAGAAGUCUUUUGGCCAAGCGACUCGGUACAAAUACCCUUUUAUGUACAACAACAAAACCAUUUAGAAAAUAAAAUGAUAAUGGCUCGCCUAUAUGUAUCCGAUAUGUCCGAUGUGUAUGGGCUUAGGGUGCCAAUUUUUAUCUAUGCCACAUGCACAUGCAGCUGACAAACCUGAACGGGACAAAUGAAAUAAAUUGAAAUUAGCUUCCUUUUGUUGCCGUUGACAAUUUGAAUAAAAUUAAUAUAAAUUUG